Colletotrichum destructivum is the source of this 1788-nucleotide messenger RNA. Its product is annotated as Putative FAD-binding domain, FAD/NAD(P)-binding domain superfamily. The transcript has a single exon. Lineage: Eukaryota; Fungi; Ascomycota; Sordariomycetes; Glomerellales; Glomerellaceae. Gene Ontology annotation, molecular function: oxidoreductase activity; FAD binding. The coding region runs from base 1 to 1788 and encodes 595 amino acids. The record is from RefSeq and is a predicted model, not a curated record.
AUGGAAAAGACGCGUGUCGUCAUUGCAGGCGCAGGGCCGGUUGGCUUGUUCACGGCCUACCUCCUCGCCCGGCAGAAGAUCGAGUGCGUCGUCCUGGAGAGGCGCCACGGCGUGUCGGAGCACCCCAAAGCCCACACGAUCAACCCGAGGACGCUCGAGAUCUUCCGCCAGGCCGGGUUGGACGUGGCAUACAUUCGGAAACACGCAGCCGAGGCCAGAGAUGCCGGAUCGGUACGUCUCGUCUACGGCCUGGCCGACGCCGAAAUUGGCUGCUUCCCCUACGAACGCCAGGACGACGAGGUGCGCAGCCUGACGCCGGAACCCCUGUUGAACUGGCCACAACCGGAGCUGGAGCGGCUGCUCGAGAAGGUGGUGACAGAGACAGGGCUCGUGCAAGUCAGGAGGGGUUGGCAGGUCGAUGCAGUCGACAUGAAGACGGAUACAGCGGGGGAGGCUGGCUGCGUCUGCGUCGUCUCGUGUAGCAGCAACAGCAUCAGUCUCAAUGGACGAGGAGGCGACGCAGACGCAGAAGCAGACGCAAGCCGACACAGCAGCAGCAUCCAGGCCGACUUCGUCAUUGGCGCCGACGGCGUCAACUCGACAGUGCGGGACAAGAUGGGCGGCAUCAAGUUCCAGUCCGUGGGACCGGGCCACGCGUAUCAGUCGGUCGUCUACAAGGGCAGUCUGCGCUCGGCGCUUCCAGCAGGUCGCGAGGCCAUGCUCUACUUUUGCUUCCACCCGGAGCACCCAAGCGAGUUCAUUGCACACCGUCUCGAUUCCUCCUUCGUCCACGUCACGCCCGUCAUGGACCCUGUGUCGUCAGCAGCAGCAGCAGCACCACCACCACCACCGGUCGAGGCCUGCCUUCCGGGUCUGCAGUGCUCCGAGGUUCUCCGUACCAUCUGGGAGACGGCCCCGAGCGUGGCAAGCUCGUACAGCGACGCGAAGCACCACCGCGUGUUCCUCGUGGGGGAUGCCGCCCAUAGCUUGCCGCCCCAGGGUGGCCUGGGUCUCAACACGGGCAUCGCCGACGCACAUAACCUGGUGUGGAAGCUGGCGGCCGUGAUGAAGGGUAAAAGCAACUCGCCGCAUCUCCUCGCCAGCUACACCCGCGAGCGCCGGCCCGUCGCGCUCGCCAACCUCGAGUACUCCAAGGCCAGCGAGGCGGCCUUCUACUCGGUCAGCACCACGCUGGUGGGCCUCGCCGUCCAGUACGGGGAAGCGAGGGCAGAAGCGCCGGAUCUCGACAUGGAUGCAUUCCUCCGACGGCCCGCCGUUUCCGCUGCGGCGGCGGAAGCAGUGACGGAAGCGAGCAAACACUUUGACUCGCUGGCCCUCCAGCUCGGAUUCGUCUAUGACGACGACGACCCGUCGGGCAUGCGGGCCCUUCUCGACAACCCGACGGGAUACGUUCCUCGAGCAUGUCCCGGGUCAAGGCUGCCACACGGGACGAUCAGGGGCGACGAUGACAAUGUCAUUGAUGACGGUAAUGGUGGUGGUGGUGGUGGUGAUCGGCAAUCGUCCCUUUUGGACCUCGUACCCUACGAUCGGUUCACCGUGCUGCACCACGCCAACUCCGUAUUCGCAUCCUGCGACUGGGCCAUGGAUGUGGCGGGCCUUGGUCUGUCCGAAGCUUGGUAUGACGCGGUUCCCGAGAUCAAGGGGGGGAAGGGCAUCAUUGUGAGGCCAGACCACCACGUGCUGCUGCAUGUGGACAGCCCGGGACAGGCGGAGGAUGCCGUCACGGAGUAUCUGGACCGAGGUGAAGUGCGGCGCGCAAGAAGCUAA